Molecule: messenger RNA, 4456 nt
Organism: Dermacentor silvarum
Lineage: Eukaryota; Metazoa; Arthropoda; Arachnida; Ixodida; Ixodidae
Product: ABC transporter ced-7
Exons: 16
Coding region: 175-4422 (1415 amino acids)
Biological process (GO): transmembrane transport
Cellular component (GO): membrane; ATP-binding cassette (ABC) transporter complex
Molecular function (GO): ATP binding; ABC-type transporter activity; ATP hydrolysis activity
Source: RefSeq, a predicted model, not a curated record
CGAGACUCACGGACGCUGCACCGCGGUCUCGACCUGCGCCUGCCCGUCUGUCGCUAGUUUUAUCAGGGUUACGGACAGCUCUUGCGUUUCACUAGGAGCUGAGGUACGCCGGUGCUGCUGCUGCGGCUGUGAAGAUCAUUGGUUUCGUCCAAUCAGCAAGAUCACUCGUUGCCAAUGGGUGACAAGCCCCUAGCCGAUAAUGAAACGCACACGGAGUGCGCGACGACAGUGGAUGCAGAAACACUGGCGGCGCAAGCUGUUUCGUCAGCCAUGCACAGUGAUGCUCACGCAACAGCUGAAGCUCCCGAAGGCGGCGAAGCUCCCGUAGCCGCCGCCGAUGCCGUACAGCCCGCCAACGCCAAGCAAUCCAGGGGCAAGACCCCGGCCGUGCAAAUCAGGGACCUCCAGCUGUGGUACGGCAGCGGCACAGACCGGGUCGACAUAUUCCGCGGCGUCGAUAUGACCGUGCAGCGAGGCGCCAUCUACGCGCUGCUCGGCUCUUCGGGCUGCGGCAAGACCACCCUGCUGCGCUGCAUCAUGGGUCGCAAGCGCUUCCAGGAGGGAACCAUACGCGUGUUCGGCUACGAGCCGGGCACCGUGGGCUCCAAGAUACCCGGCGCCAACGUGGGCUACAUGCCGCAGGAAGCGGCCCUCUUCGACGCCUUCUCCAUCGAGGAGACGAUGCUCUUCUUCGCGCGCAUCUACGACCUGUCACCGGAGGCCGCCCAGGAGCGUACGGAGUUCCUCGUCUCCUUCCUGGAACUGCCAGACCCUAAGCGGCCCGUGUCGUGCCUGAGCGGCGGCCAGAAGCGUCGCGUAUCCCUGGCCGUGUCGCUGCUGCACAAACCGCCGCUGUUGAUCCUGGACGAGCCGACCGUGGGCAUCGACCCGGUGCUCCGCAUGAGCAUCUGGGGGCACAUGGUGACGCUGGCCGAGCAGGAGCGCAUGUCCAUCAUCAUCACGACGCACUACAUCGACGAGGCCCGGCUGGCGUCCAUGGUGGCCUUCCUGCGACACGGCGUCAUCCUGGCAGAAGACCCGCCCGGCGUGCUCAUGCAACGACACAACACCGACAGCUUGGAAGAGGUGUUCCUCAUUCUGGCCACCUCCCCAGGGACCGACCAGGCGAAGAACGCGGCCUCUGACACGUACGGUGCGGGCGACGAAGGCCCCACCUCGCUCUCGUUCAUGGCGUCGGUGUCCCGAGUGCGCAGCUCCAGGGGUUACGAGCGCAAGGACUUCUACCGGUCGCGGGCGCGCAUCGGCGCCAUCUUCUUCAAGAACGUGAUCAAACUUCGGCGCAGCGUGGCGCUGCUGCUGUACAGCUUCCUACUGCCGUCGAUCGAGGUGAGCAUCUUUUGCUCGAUCGUGGGCAACACCCCGUUCGACCUGCACAUCGCGGUCGUCAACGAGGAGCCCGCCCCGACCAAGCCCAGCGAGAAGGCCUUCAGCGUCGACUUCCUGGCGCACAUCGACAGCAGGAUCCUACCUCAGGUGAAAUUCGACAACUUGGACGCUGCGCUCGACUCAGUGAGAAACGGCGAGACAUACGGCGUCAUCCACAUGAAGAGCAACAUCACCAAGAGCAUACAGGCGCGCUACUCGCCCACCACCAAGCUCUCCGAAAAACUCAUUGAUUACGCCUCUGUGCACGUCUACCUGGACAUGUCCAAUCAGCAAGUCUUCUUGACCGUAGACGCCUACCUCAAGUUCUCCCUGGACGCCACGCUGCCGGCCUUUCUUCCCGAUAAGCUCGCCGCCAGUGAUGUCCUUGUGUUCGAAGACCCCGUCGUCGGCAGCAGGACCUCAACCUUCAGCGAAUUCGUGGCCCCCGGCAUGAUCCUCACGAUCACGUACUUCAUGGCGAGUACCGCGUGCCUGAACACCCUCCUAGAAGAGAAAUCCGACGGGCUUCUGGAGAGGUGCAUAGUCGCCGGUGUCCGCUCGUUCGAAGUAGUGCUGGCCCACGUCAGCUCGCAGAUCUUCAUCAUCGCCGUCCAAGACCUGCUCCUGCUCUUCGUGGCGUUCGUCAUCUUCGAGCUGCCCACGCGCGGACCCAUCUACGCCGUGAUCAUUCUCACGCUGCUGCAGGGAACCUGCGGCAUGAUGUUUGGACUCCUUAUCUCGUCCUUGUUCGAUGACCCCGACGCGGCUACGAUGGUCUCGGUCGGUGCCAACUACCCGGCCAUGAUGCUCAGCGGCAUCCUGUGGCCCCUGGAGGGCAUUCCAAUGGCGGUGCGCAUCGUAAGCUACGUGCUGCCGCUGACCCUGCCGGCAGACGCCUUCCGCAGCGUAAUGUCCAAGGGCUGGGGCCUCUUCCACACGCACGUGCUGUUCGGCGUCUUCGUCUCCAUCACGUGGGCCUGCGUGUUCCUCGCAGGCUCGCCGCCAGGCAUUGGAGACGCGCCUCUUGUGUCGCCCGAUGCCAUGUCGCCCGAUGCCGUGUCUCCUCAGAAAGCCGACAGACCCCGACAUCGCACGCCGGCAGUACGAGUGGCCGACCUCGAACUGUGGUACGGCAGUGGCGGCAAACGGGUGGACAUCUUCAAAGGAGUCAACAUGACCGUGCCCCGCGGCGGCAUCUACGCGCUGCUCGGCUCCUCCGGCUGCGGCAAGACGACGCUCCUGCGCUGCAUCAUGGGCCGCAAGCAUUUCCAGAAAGGCGACGUCCGGGUCUUCGGCCUGGUGGCCGGCACUCCCGGCUCCAAGAUACCGGGCCCGAACGUCGGCUACAUGCCGCAGGAGCUCGCCCUGUACAACGCGUUCACCAUAGAGGAGACGCUGCAGUUCUUCGCCCGUCUCUAUCUCAUGGACCCGCAGCAGUGCAAGGAGAGGGCCGACUUCCUCGUCGGGCUGCUGGACAUUCCGGACCCGAAGCGGCUCGUGUCGUACCUGAGCGGAGGCCAGAAGCGGCGCGUGUCGCUCGCCGUGUCGCUCAUACACAGCCCGCCGUUCCUCAUCCUGGACGAGCCGACGGUGGGCAUAGACCCGGUGCUGCGCAAGGCCAUCUGGAACCAUCUGAGGACGCUCUCCGAACGCGACAGCAUGACGGUCAUGAUCACCACGCACUACAUCGACGAGGCUCGUCUCGCCGGCACCGUGGCCUUCCUGCGCGAGGGCACCGUACUCGCCGAGGAGUCGCCCGCCAAGCUCAUGGAGCAGCACAACACGAACAACCUGGAGGAGAUCUUCCUGCGGCUCGCCAAGCAGGACAAGUCGGCAUUGCCGCCGGCACCCGAAGUUGUCGCUGUCGAGGACCACGACCAACAGGCGACGCAGCUGUCGUUCUUGUCGUCUGCCAUGGAGCAGCGCGCCAUGCUGAACAAGAAAGACUUCGGCCGGUCCAUGGCGAGGGUGGGCGUCUUGUUCAGUAAGAACGUGAUUAAGUUCAGGCGCAGCUUGGGCCUGCUCUUGUACAGCAUGUUACUCCCUGCCAUCGAAGUGAGCAUGUUCUGUGCGGUCGUGGGCAAGGUGCCCACCGGACUGAGGAUAGCCGUCGUCAACGAUGAGGCUGCAUCGCCGAGCGGAAAAACUCCGCUCGUCAGCACCGCUUUCUUCGACGCCAUGGACAGCGCAAUCUUGCCACAGAUAAACUACGCCACCCUCAGCAGUGGCAUCGAAUCAGUGAAACUGGGCACGACGUACGGAGUGGUGCAUGCAAAGGCCAACCUCACGGCCAGCCUAAAGGCCCGCUUCGGCCCCACUGUGAAGCUCAGUGAAGCGCUGCUGGAUUUCGCCUCAUUGCACGCCUACCUGGACAUGUCCAGUAAGCACUUCUGCGCGUUCAUCAGGAGGGAAGAGCCCGUCAUCGGCAGCAGGGAACCAACGUUCACUGAAUUUGUCGCUCCCGGACUCAUCAUCACGUUCAUCUACUUCAUAUCGGCAACGCUGUGCAUAAACACGCUGCUCGGCGAGAAAGGCGACGGCUUGCUCGAAAGGUGCAUCGUCGCCGGCGUGCGCCCCUACGAGAUCGUGCUGGCGCACGUGUGCUCCCUGUCGUUCGUGGUGGUCGCCCAGGACUUGCUCUUGCUGUUCGUCGGAUUCGUGGUUUUCCAGCUGCCUUCGAGGGGCUCACUGUUCGGAGUCAUCCUCAUCGCCAUCAUGCAGGGCAUGUGCGGCAUGGGUCUGGGACUGAUGUGCUCAGCGGUUCUGGAGAGCACCACGACAGCCGCCAUGGUAGUGGACGGCAUCAACUAUCCAAUCAUGAUGACCAGCGGGAUUCUUUGGCCCCUGGAAGGCAUUCCAAAGGUCGUACGCUACUUCAGCUACCUGAUGCCGCUGACGCUUCCCGCCGAUUCAUUGCGCAGCGUCAUGUCCAAAGGGUGGGGACUCACCCACCCAAACGUCCUGGUGGGCCUACUGGUGAACACGGGAUGGACGAUUUCCUUCAUCGCCGGCUGCAUGCUGCUUUUCCGCCAGUAGAAAGGACACGUCGCUGCAUUAUUGACGCCGCGUG